CCUCUGUGCUAUAAACCCUUGCUAUUUCCUACUCAUGGCUCUCUGUGUUUUUGUCUUCCUCAAACUGAUCAUCUACAGAGUAUUGGAUCCCUGUGACACUGAACACCAGACCACAUUCAAUAUCAGUUCUCAUAGAUAUUCUGGCUUGUUAUGAAGAUGUGGAGUUCAGGAACAGAUUUCAGAAAUUUAGACUCUGAGGAUGAGAGUGUCCUUUCUUCAGAGGAGGAACAAGACAUUCAGUGUGAGAUUUUGGAGAAGCAACGAGAUGAAGCCAACCAGAGACUGUCUCAAAUGGAGGAAGCAUCCACUCAGCUGCUGAAGGAGAUAAACUUGCUGGAGAUUCAGUUUCAGAUUGAACGCUCAUGUAGAGAGAAUGCUGAGGCAGUUGCCGUAAAGGUAACAAAAGAGAACAAGGCCUUAAAGAGAAAAAGUCAGGCUCUCCUGCCCCUGAUCCCAGAGCUGCCUGAAAACCUUGCUACUCUGAACUUGGACCUAGAAGGUGACUCUGCUUCUGACUUUAACACGUCAGUGGAAUUGGCAGAAGACCCCCUUCUCAAAAGUCAGACCCAGAUCAGAGAGCUUCAGUCCUCUGUUGAUCAGCUCUUGGGGGAGAAGAUGCAGUUGUGUGAGCAGGUAGAAGUCUUGAAAACAGAAAAGGAAGAACUGAAAGAACAGCUUGCAAUGGAGGUUCAGGAGAAAGAGGCUAUUUUGAGGAAAUUAACUAAACAGAGUCGAACAGUGGACAAAAUGAAAAGAGUAUCCCAGCUUGUUACAGAAGAGUUUGCAGAGAUGUCACAGAAGUUGGAAAUGGAGCAAGGACUCAGGCAUCAUGCUGAAGAGUUUGCGCAACAGGUGCUGGUGAAGCAGAAGGAGAGCCACAGGCAGAGCCUGGCCCUGGUACAAAAUGAAGAGGUUGAUGCACAGCUUCAGCAAGCCCUUGAGCAGGUGGCUCAGCUCAGCAAAGCACUGGAGGAGAUACGACUGCAUCAACAACACCAGAGAAGUCAGUCUCAGGCAGUAAUGGAGGAGUUUAAUGCUCUUACUGAGCUGCAGAUGGUCAAAGCUCAGCUAGAGACCAACAUAAAGGAGAGGAUGAAGAUAGAGAAUCAUUUGAGAGACUCGCAAAACACUGUGACAGAACUGCAGGAGGAAGUUAAGCAGCUUCAGGAUAUGCUGAAAACGGUCACAAUGAAUCCUCUUAUUGAAUCUGGCCUAUCAAAUGAAGAGACUGUCACUCCAGCACCACUUUCUUCAACUCCUUUUCCUCCACUCCCUCCUCCUCCACCACCACCACCACCACCACCACCUCCUCCUCCUCCUGUGCUCUGCACAAGUCCUAUUGACCCGUUGGAUGCUUUGAGGAACAGAAAGAAAGUUGGAAACAAUACCACUGACUUGAAGAAGCCUGCAAUGUCUGUAGAUGUGAAAGCCAGGGCAGUGGAUGAAAUGAUGGAGAGAAUUAAGAAAGGGAUUGUACUGAAACCCACCCAGAAACCCCCACAAGCUGGCUUGGAUGAAGACUCAUGGAAGGAUCAAAGAAGUGAGAAGAGGAAAUCUGCUGUCCUUGAGUUGCAGGGAAUACUGGACACCAUAAAAAAACCAGGACCCAAAAGGAUGGCAUCCAGGAAGAGGAUUAGUCGUAAUAUAGGGGAGGCGGAGCUGCUGAUGGUCUUGCAGAGGAGAAGGCGGGCAAUUGGGGAUGAUAAAGACUCCCUACCUCCUGCAGCUCAGGAUCCACAUCCUGCAUCCACAAUCACAAGCUCCUCAAAUUGGCUAGCAGAGAGUGGGAAUUCUCCUGUCCUGCGGAGGCUGAAGCAUAACCGGGAAAAUAGAAACUCACGCAUAAGAGCAUCAGAAUGUAUCAUCUGGGAAGACAAGUGAAGAUAAAAGGAGUUGAUGAUGUCUCUUGUCAUUAUAUUGUUAUUAAUACGAUGAUCACAUAAGAGUUGGAACCUAAAUAAAUUUAACAUAAAUUAAGUUGGAACCUAUAGUACCCCCUGAAACUGUUGGAACUGCAAAGCUAAUUAAUUUGUUUUUUGCUGAAGACUGAGCAUUUGGGUUUGAGAUCAAAAGACGAAUAUGAGAAAAGAGUUUAGAAUUUCAGCUUUAAUUUCCUGGUAUUUAUAUGUAGAUGAGUUAAAUGACACAGAACAUAGCACAUUUCGUAUUGGAUCACACAAUUUGUAGACGAGCAAACAUAUAGGAAUAUGUGACUGACAGGUGUUCUUUGUUACCCAGGUGUUUCCUGUUAGAUCGAUUGUAUAAACAAUAAAUAGCUCUGAUAAGCAGCUACUCUUGGUUUUGCCUAUAGUCUCACCUGUGAAGGUUACAUUUGUUGUUAAAAUGAUAAGCCAACAUGUAUAUGGGAGAAAUACAGGCCAUUUUGAAGAUGAGAAAAUAGGGAAAAUCAAUCAGAGGCAAUGUACAAGCAUUGGCCACAGCCAAUACAACAAUUUAGAAUGUCCUGAAAAAGAAAGCGCAACAGACACUGAAUGGGUCGGCCAAGGAAAACAACAACAGCUGAUGACAGAAAAAUUGUGAGUGCUGUGAGGAAAAACCCAAAAACAACAGUCAGUGACAUGACCACAAUCCACUGUUCGAAGAAGACUUCAGAAAUAUAGAAGCAAACUAGAAAUAUAGAAGCAGAGAAGAAAUAUCAAGUUCGUACUACAAGAUGCAAACCACUCAUCAGCAGUAAGAAUCUGAAAGCCAGAUUGGAAUUUGCAAAGAAAUACAGAGAUGAGCCAUAAAGGUUCUGGAACCAAGAUUAACCUCUACCAAACUGAUGGAAAGGCCAAAGUGUGGAGAAUCUGUGAAACAUGGUGGAGGUAGUGGCAUGACUUGCAUGGCUGCUUCUGGAACAGGCUCAGUAAUCUGUAUUGUUGAUGUAACUUAUGAUUGUAGCAGAAGAAUUAAUUCAAAAGUUUGCAGGAGCAUAUUGUCUGCCCAUUUACAGAGAAAUGCAUCCAAAUUUAUCAGGAGGAACUUCAUCAUGCAGCAAGAAAAUGACCCAAAAUGGAGAAAAGGAUCACCCUAGAAAAGGAUCACAGAAGAUGAAACCAACAAUUUGGCGAUAUCAAUUUGUUGCAGGCUUGAUUGUAAUUGUAGUUAUUGCAAUUAACCAAAUAUUAAGUGUUAUUUACUUUCAUUUACUUAUCUGUUCCUAUACUUUUGCUCACUUAAAAAUUGGGUGGUCUGAUGCAAAAGGUUCUAUGUUUUAUGUUGUUUAACACAUCUAGAUGUAAAUAUCAGGAAAUAAAAGCUGAAAUCCUAAACUCUUGUCUCAUAUCCGUCAUUUGAUCUGAAACCAAAAUGUCUUUGGUGUAUAGCAGAAACAAAAUUAUUGGCCUUGUUGUUCCAAUAGUUUCAGAGGGGACUAUAAAUAAAGUUUCAUGUGUGUAUGCUGAAGAUUAUUUGUCAUUAAAGAUUUAAAAGAUCAAAUACACUGAACUUUUUGAAAAUAAUUUUCAUUAUUCGUUAUCAUUAAUCAUUUGAAAUAAGAUGUUAUGGUGUUGAACAUAGUCCUCAAUUACCAAUUUCCAAAGUAAAAUUGAAAGCAAGUAUUCAGUUUAUAUUUGAAUUGACGAUGUAUCAGUUUUAUCAAUAAACCAGAAACUUUCAAGGGACCAUUCAGAAUGAUUAAUGAAUAAAUAAAAGAUACUUAUUGUUCA
Molecule: messenger RNA, 3671 nt
Organism: Ictalurus punctatus (channel catfish)
Lineage: Eukaryota; Metazoa; Chordata; Actinopteri; Siluriformes; Ictaluridae
Gene: shtn2
Product: shootin 2
Exons: 19
Coding region: 151-1881 (576 amino acids)
Source: RefSeq, a predicted model, not a curated record